AUGGUAAAUAUUAAUGAGGCCAAUGAAGAUGAAGCAGAGGAUGAGACGGUGAAGUACACCAAAGCCAACAUAAGGAGUACACAAGGGGGAAUUAUGGGGUCAAAAGAUAAGAAGUCCAAAGAGGAAGGUAAAAAAAAGAAGAAAGCCGAGAAGGAAGAGCAAGAAGAAGAAGAAGACGAAGAAGAUGAUGACUCGCAAAAAAAGAAAAAGAAAAAGAAAGCUAAGAAAGGUUUCACAGACAGCGAUGAUGAGGGUAAAAAAGGUAAAGGAAAGAAAAAGAAAAAGACUGUUGACUAUGUUGAGAUCUAUGAGAAUGAGUUAAGGAACUAUGAACUGGACAAAGUGGAAAACUAUGAAGAUGAAUACCAUAAAAAGAAAGUUUAUGAGGUGGUCACCAUUACUGGAGAAGUAGCUGGGGCAGGGACAGAUGCUAAUGUAUUUGUUACUCUUUUUGGUGAUUAUGGCAUAACUCCAAAGGUGCUUCUUGCCAGCAACACUGAAAAGAGAAACCGGACUGCUUUUGAGAAAGGCAAAACAGAUGUUUUCCGAAUAAAAACUCACAAUGUUGGAGUAUUACGAAAAAUUAGGAUUGAACAUGAUAAUACAGGCCUAAGCGCUAGCUGGUUCUUGGACCGUGUGAUGGUGACUGACAUGAACAGGCCCCAUCAACGAUAUUACUUUGCCUGCAACAACUGGCUCAGCAGGAAGGAGGGUGAUGGGCUCAUUACACGAGAUCUGCUGGGGACCGUAGACUCCUCUGACAUGCCAAAAUAUAAUAAGUAUGUAGUGAGUGUCAUCACUGCAGAUGUCAAAGGUAGUGGAACAGACGCAGAUGUAUUCCUUAAUAUUUUUGGUGAAUAUGGAGAUACCGGGGAAAGAAGACUUGACAGUGAUAAAAACAACUUUGAGAGAGGAGCAGAAGACAAGUUUACUAUUGAUGCACCAAACCUGGGUAAAAUAAGGAAGAUCACCAUUGGCCACAACAACAAAGGCUCCUCAGCUGGAUGGUUUGUGGACAAGGUGGUAGUGGAUGACCUGGGAAACAAGGCAGUGUAUGAGUUUCCUGUUGCCCGCUGGUUUGCCCUAGAUGAAGAUGAUGGAAAGAUUCAAAGGGAUAUUUUGGUGGGGGGGAGUCAGCCCACAGGCAUUGUUUACAAUAUACAGGUGGUUACAGGAAACAUCAGGGGAGCAGGUACAAACUCCAAAAUCCACAUAGUCAUGCAUGGCACCAAGGGCUUAAAGAACAGUGGAAAGAUCUUUCUGGAGGGUGGCAUAUUUGAACGUGCACGCACUGACAUCUUUAACAUAGAAAUCGCGGCUUUGCUAAGUCCUCUUAGUCGCAUAACUAUUGGCCAUGAUAAUGAUGGCGUCAGUGCAGGCUGGUACUGUGAUAAGGUAGUAAUCUAUUGCCCUUUCACUGGGCUUGAGCAGACAUUCCCUUGUUCUAAGUGGCUGGAUGAGGAUGAAGGAGAUGGCCUAAUUGAGAGAGAGAUUUAUGAAAUGGUCUCACUCCGACAAAAAAGACAAAAGAAGUAUCCAUGGUCUUUGUGGAUUUGGACGUCUGAUCUUUCUGGUGCAGGCACAGAUGCUUCUAUUGUCCUACAGAUCUAUGGAGAGAUGGGCAAGUCUGAUGAGAUGAAGUUGGACAACAAGACUAACAAUUUUGAACAGGGUCAGCUUGAUAAAUUUAUGAUUGAAUUACCUGAUCUUGGAAGAUUGAAGAAAUUGAGAAUAUUUCAUGAGAAGAGAAAUCCAUUUGCAGGAUGGCAUUUAAGCCAGGUGACACUUUUGAAAACAUUAACAAAAGAGAAAUACAAAUUUCCCUGUAAUCGCUGGCUAGAUACAAGUGAAGAUGACAAUGAAGUAGUAAGGGAGCUUCCUGCAACUGGAGAUCUUAUCCAGGAGCCACUACCAGUUAUAAAAUACAGAGUUACUGUUUACACUGGAAAUGUAAGUGGAAGUGGGACAGAUGCCACAGUCUUCUUAUGCCUCUUAGGAGAUUUAGGAGACACAGGUGACCGCGUCUUAGUAAACUGCAAGAAUAAUGUCAACAAGUUUGAGAAAGGCAAUGGUGAUGAGUUCAUAAUUGAGGCUGUGUCAAUAGGGCAGGUACGCAGGGUAAGGAUUGGCCAUGAUGGACGAGGGGGUGGUUGUGGCUGGUUUCUAGACAAAGUGGUGGUCAGAGAAGAAGGACAGGCUGAGUCUGAGGCUGCAGAGUUCCCAUGUAACAGAUGGCUUGACCGUAAUGAGGAUGAUGGCCAGAUUGUUCGAGAGUUAGUUCCAUUUGCUGACGGACAAAAACUCUAUAACACCAGUAUUCAUAUUGAAGUAAAGACAGGUGACAUCAAUGGUGCCAGCUCAGACUCAAAGGUCUUCGUGAAGCUUUAUGGUGAGAAAGGUGACACUAGUAAAAUGAUGCUGGUUGUUUCGACGAAUGACCUGCGGAACUACUUCGAAACUGGCCGGGUCGAUAUCUUCACCGUUGAGACUUUUGACAUUGGGCAAAUCAACCGUAUGCUGAUUGGUCACACCAACGAAGGCAUGAGGGCAGGCUGGUUUCUGGACAGUGUGCAAAUCAAGGUGCCAAACCAGGGCAAACACUACAUGUUUCCCAGCCAUCGCUGGCUGUCUGAAGAUGAGGCUGAUGGCAAAACUGAAGUAGAGCUCUACCCAAGUGAAAUACUUGAUAUUGAAAAAUUAAUAAACUAUGAGGUUACUGUGGUAACAGGUGAUGUUUGGGCUGGAGGAACCAAUGCCAGUGUUUUCAUCCAGAUAUAUGGAGAGGAAGGAAAAACAGAACUUAUCACCCUGAAAAGCAGAUCCAACAACUUUGAAAGAGGUGUCACUGAAAUAUUUAAGAUUGAAGCUAAAGAUGUGGGAAAUAUCUUCAAAAUUCGUAUUGGCCAUGAUGGCUCAGGAAUUGGUUCUGGGUGGUACUUAGAAAAAGUAGACUUAAAAUAUCUGGUUAUGGCCAUGGUGAAGAAAGAGAAGAAAGAAGACAAGAAGAAAAAUAAGAAGAAGAAAAAGAAGGAGGAUGAAGAAAAUGAUGAGGGUGAGGAAGUGAUGCAGGAAGUAGUGAAGACACUAACCUUUCAAUGUGAUCGUUGGCUUGCUGAGGAUGAGGAAGAUGGGGAAUUGAUAGUAGAACUUCUGCCUGAGGACAAUGAAGAGUUAGAGGAAAAUACAUAUGAAGUCAGCGUGUUUACUGGGAACAUGUGGGGUGCAGGAACUGAUGCCAACGUGUACAUCAAUUUCUAUGGCGAGAAUGGUGACACUGGAGAACGUCCCCUGAAGAAAUCUAACCACCUAAACAAAUUUGAGCGUGGUCAGGAAGACGUGUUUACAAUAAAAGCAGUUGAACUAGGGACUCUGAAGAAGCUAAGGAUCCAUCAUGACAACAGCUAUGCCAACUCCGCCUGGUACCUAGACCGAGUUGAGAUUGUAGAUACAAAAGAUGACACCACGUACUACUUCCCCUGUAACCGCUGGUUGGCUGUUGAUGAGGAUGAUGGCCAGCUUGUCAGAGAGCUGGUGCCUGUAGAUGAAGCUUUCAUGAAAAAGAAUGAUGACGAGGAAGAGUUGGGAGCCACCUUAGGCCUGGAGCAGAAAGCUAUGUCAACAACAUACACAUUGAGGAUUAAGACAGGAGAGAAAAAAUAUGCUGGAACAGAUGCCAAUGUUUUUGCAGUUCUGUAUGGAGAGUAUGAUGAUACAGGAAUUAUUAACCUGAAAGCCAGCAAAACACACAAGAAUAAGUUUGAGCAAGGAAACAUUGAUGAGUUUAUUGUGGAAGCUGUUAAUCUUGGAGAGCUUAAAAGGAUCAGAAUAGGGCAUGACAAUUCUGGGGGCUCAGGUUGGUUUUUGGAUUGGGUAGAGAUUAAUGCCCCUUCUCAGGGUCUGAAACUCUGUUUUCCAUGUGGCCGCUGGCUGGACAAAGGAAAAGAUGAUGGGGCAUUAGCAAGAGAUUUGUACCCAGCUGAAUUGCAGACAGAGGUGUACACACCAUUUGUGCCCUAUGAGAUUAAAACCUUUACUAGUGAUCUGUUUGGAGCAGGAACAGAUGCAGAUGUCUUUAUUGUUCUUUAUGGUGAAAAUGGGGUCUGCACUCACCAAAAGUAUCUCUGUGUAAAUAAGAGAGAGCGGCGCAUGUACUUUGAGAGAGGAGCAGAGGACAUGUUCAUUGUGGAACUGGAAGAUGUCGGUGAUGUCAUUGAGAAGAUCCGCAUUGGACAUGACAACAGAGGCAUAAACCCUGGGUGGCAUCUUGAUCGUGUAGAGAUUAGAAGGCUUUUAAGGAAAGGAAAGGGAUCUGAGACUACAAUUUUCCCAUGUGAGAGAUGGCUCGCAAAGUCUGAAGAUGACGGUGAGACAGUGAGAGAGCUGGUACCUUCAGACAUCAUCAUAGAGAGGCUCCUGAGAGAUGGUACUCUGAAAUGCACUGAGACUGAAGUGGAAGAUGCAUUGGAAACUCACACAUAUGACGUAUCUGUAAGAACAGGUGAUAUGUAUGGAGCAGGUACAGAUGCUAAUGUGUUCCUGACCAUCUAUGGAGAACUUGGAGACACAGGAGAACGCAAACUCAGCAAAUCAGAGACCAACAGUAAUAAGUUUAAGAGAGGAGCAGUUGAUAAAUUCAGCAUUGAAGCUGUAGACCUUGGGCAAGUUUUUAAGAUCAAAAUACGGCAUGACAAUUCUAUGAUGGGAGCAGACUGGUAUCUAGAGCAGAUAGAAAUUGUGGAUACAGAUACAGAUGAAAUCUCCAUGUUCUUAUGUGAAAGGUGGCUUUCAAAAAAGAAGGAAGAUAAAAGGAUUGAAAGAACAUUUUAUGUCAAGGGAUUUGAAGGUGAAAGGAAUCCCCAAAAUUCUAAGCCAAGCCUAGACAGCAACAUGAACAAGAAGAAAAAGAAGAAGAAAUCAGUUGUCGAGGAGACUGCUGUGAUCCCAUAUCACUUUACGGUGUCGACAGGAUCAGACCGUGAUGCUAGUACCACCAGUCGAGUGUUUGUAAUCAUCAUAGGUGCAAAUGAUUCUGAAACAGACAGACUCUGGCUCGACCUUCCUGAAGGAAGAAAAUGCUUUGCUGCUGAAACUAUGGAACACUUUGAAUGUUAUGGGUUGGAUGUAGGAGAAAUCAAAAGAGUCGAGUUAGGCCAUAAUGGUGCUACUCCAGAAAGCUGUUGGCUGGUGGAGGAAGUGGCUGUUGCAGUUCCUACCAAAGGCAUCAAGUAUAUAUUCCAGUGUAACUGCUGGCUUGCCAAAGAUAGAGGGGAUGGCCUGACAUCAAGAGUGUUCAAUAUACUUGAUGCCAUCACUAUUAAUAUCAUUCAAAAGGUUGUCUAUGAGAUUACAGUUGUAACAGGAGACACUCAGUAUGCAGGGACAGACACCAACAUAUUUAUAACUGUAUUCGGGGCCAGUGGGAGCACAGAGGAGAUUUUGUUACCAAAGAAAGAGGACAGGUUUGAGAGAGAUCAGAAGGACACUUUUAAUUUGGAGAUAGAUGACAUUGCUCCACUAAAAAAGUUAAGAGUUCGCAUUGAUGGGACAGGAUGCCGGCCUGAUUGGUUCCUUGACCAGAUUAUCAUGAGGAACCCAAUCACUGAGGAAGUGUCGGUUUUCACCUAUGAGGACUGGCUUUACAAAACGAAAGGGCCAAAGAGGACGAAGGUCUGUGAGCUCCCUGCAGUGGUGGACGAUGAGGAGAUGGUGGAGAAAACCACUUAUAUUAUUCAGGUUAAAACCAGUGACAUUUCUGGUGCAGGUACAGACGCUAAUGUGUUCAUGAUUGUGUUUGGAGAGAAUGGGGAUACAGGCACCCUAGCACUGAAAGAAUCCAGCAACAGGAACAAAUUUGAACGCAAUCAGGUGGAUGUGUUCCAUUUUUCAGACAUCCUCAGCCUGGGAGAGCUUUGCAAGAUCCGAGUAUGGCAUGACAAUAAGGGUCCUGCUCCUGGCUGGCACUUAGAAAACAUUGAUGUAAAAGAUGAGCUCAUGAGCCAAACCUUUCGAUUCCCUUGUGACCGCUGGCUGGCCAAAAGUGAGGAUGAUGGCCAGAUUAUUCGGGAACUGGGCUGUGCCAACAAUGAUAUCCUGGACCUCAGUGACAAAACCAAAUACAUUAUUGACAUUACCACAGCCAACUAUGAAGGUGCAGGGACAAAGGAGAACGUGUGCAUAGUGCUUGAGGGCAAAAGAGCACGUUCAAAGGAGUUUAUGAUGGAAAAUUCUUCAAAGAAAAAGAGAUUUGUGUGGGGUGCUACUGACACAUUUGAAUUUUCCUCCAAACUUCUUGGAGAUAUAGUUACCAUCUCUUUGGUCCAUAUAACAAAAGAUAAAAAAGUGAAGAAUGACGCUUACUGGCAUGUUGAGGAGGUGGUAGUGACAGAACAAGAGUUGGGGAACAAGUACUUUUUUCACUGUGAUGCCCAGAUCCCUCUUACUACAAAGAAAGGCGAGUUUGUGACAUUUGAGUGCAUUAAGUGUGUUGAAAGCUUUGCCAGCAAAGUGCGCAGCUUGGUUCCCAUCAAGUAUGAGAUUAUCAUCAUCACAGGUGAUGUGAAAGGAGCUGGGACUGAUGCCAAUGUCUUCAUUACCAUUUACGGUGUAAACGGAGACUCAGGGAAGCGUCCAUUAAAGCAAAAGUUUAGGAACCUGUUUGAGAGGGGCCGUACAGACCGCUUUUUGUUGGAGAUGCUGGACUUGGGCGAUCUCCUAAGAGUCAACGUUGAGCAUGACAACACUGGCCAAGCACCAGGCUGGUACUUGGAGUGUGUAGAGAUUACAAACACUGCCAACUGGGUGACCACAAUCUUUGUUUGUGGAAAGUGGAUGGAUAGGACAAGAGCAGAUGGACAAAUCGAAAGAGUCUUGUUCCCCAGAUACUGA
This is a messenger RNA of Clarias gariepinus (North African catfish), 6885 nucleotides long. It is a transcript of the gene loxhd1b, whose product is annotated as lipoxygenase homology PLAT domains 1b. The record is from RefSeq and is a predicted model, not a curated record. Lineage: Eukaryota; Metazoa; Chordata; Actinopteri; Siluriformes; Clariidae. Gene Ontology annotation, molecular function: protein binding. The transcript has 43 exons. The coding region runs from base 1 to 6885 and encodes 2294 amino acids.